Messenger RNA from Adineta steineri, 1023 nucleotides. Lineage: Eukaryota; Metazoa; Rotifera; Eurotatoria; Adinetida; Adinetidae. The record is from the annotation of a GenBank genome assembly.
AUGACGGCACUUUCUGCCAAAACUUCUGGACUUUCUGCCAAAUUUGAUCCCCCCGCACUUUUGAAAACAAUUGGGAACCCUGGUAGGAAAGAUGAAGAAGAGAAAAAACCUGAACCAGCACAAGCAGUUGAUAAUAAAAUGACAGCACCUAUUUUUGUUGAUAAACCAAAAGCAGUGACAGCUAAUGGUGGUGAUAAAGUACAAGUAGAUCGUGAUUGGACUGAAGUUGCAGAAGUACCAGCACGUGAACAUUCAUAUACUGUUUCAAAUUUGAAAGAAGGUGAUGAUAUUUCACUUCGUAUUCGAGCUGUUAUUGCAAUUGGUCCUAGUGAACCAAACAAACCAUUAUUUCUUGAUUUACAUGGUAUUAAAGAUAUAACAACAUUAGAUAAUAUUAUCACCUUACUUAAUCGUAAAACCGAACGAGGAGAUGCUGGUAUAUAUAAAUUAGUAUUAAAAAAUAGUGAAGGUACAAAUCAAGUGCAAUUUCGUGUUAAUGUUUUUUCAAUACCAACAAAACCUGAAGGUCCACUUGAAGCAACAAAUGUAACUGCUGAAGGAUAUACACUUAAUUGGAAACCAUUAAUAAUGGUGGUAAUGAUAACAUGUGAUGUUAAAGGUUUAGAAGAUGGAAAAAAUUAUGAAUUUCGUGUUACAGCAAAAAAUGAAGUUGAAAAAGGAACACCAUCUGAUGCAACUAAACCAACUAAAGUUAAAGAUCCAAAUACAUCUACUCCACCAGAGUUUCUUAAAAAAAUUAAAAGAUGCCGAAGAUUCAAAGGCACUGAAGAAAUCUCUCAAGGUGCUAAAUAUACUAUAACACCUGAUGGUGAUAAAUAUAUUUUGGUUAUUAAUAAUGCUACACCAGAUGAUGUUGAUGAAUAUAGUAUUAAAGCACGUAAUAAAGGUGGUUCAAGAAUAUGUCAUUGUAAUAUUAAUGUUCGAUCACCACCAAGAUUUCGUUUACCACCGAAAUAUCAAGACGUUCUUGUUUAUGAUAAGGGUAUGGGUGGUGUGGGUUAA